Molecule: messenger RNA, 759 nt
Organism: Penicillium brevicompactum
Lineage: Eukaryota; Fungi; Ascomycota; Eurotiomycetes; Eurotiales; Aspergillaceae
Product: dienelactone hydrolase family protein
Exons: 4
Coding region: 1-759 (252 amino acids)
Molecular function (GO): hydrolase activity
Source: RefSeq, a predicted model, not a curated record
AUGUCUGUCAACAAUGCCUGUUGCUCUAUUUCCCCUGUUGUAUGUCACAAAUAUGAAGCCAAGGGCGAGUACAUCACUUUGAAUGGCCUGAAGACCUACGUCACCGGUCCCGAGUCUGCAACCGAGGCCAUCCUCAUAAUUUAUGACAUCUUUGGCUUCUUCCCCCAGACUAUCCAAGGUGCCGAUAUCCUCGCCGACUCCAGCGAAACUCGUAAAUACCGCGUAUUCAUGCCGGACUUCUUCGAGGGCAAACCUGCCGACAUUUCAUGGUACCCUCCUGCCACUAAGGAGCACGCCGAAAGUAUGAACGCCUUCUUCUCGACCCAAGCGAUGCCCGAAAAGACUCUUUCAAGGCUUCCUGGUGUGGUGGAGGAUGCGAACAAGACCGCAGGUGGAGGCACAGGCUUCACAAAGUGGGCUAUCGUCGGCCACUGUUGGGGCGGCAAGAUCUCCAGUCUCAGCGCAGGCAAGGACAACCAAAUUUUCAAGGCAGCUGUGCAGUGCCACCCCGCCAUGCUGGACCCCGCCGAUGCUGCCGAGGUGAAAGUUCCCAUGGCUUUACUCGCUUCCAAAGACGAGCCGGCGGGUGAUGUUGCGGCAUACAAGGCCAACUUGAAGGUUCCCAAUCAUGUCGAGACAUUCUCUAGCCAGAGUCACGGAUGGAUGGCGGCACGCUCAAACUUGAGCGAUACUCAUGUGCAAAAGGAGUAUGCGAGAGGCUAUCAGACAAUACUGGGCUUCUUGGAGCAGAACCUGUGA